Molecule: messenger RNA, 2019 nt
Organism: Scylla paramamosain (green mud crab)
Lineage: Eukaryota; Metazoa; Arthropoda; Malacostraca; Decapoda; Portunidae
Product: organic cation transporter protein-like
Exons: 11
Coding region: 179-1768 (529 amino acids)
Biological process (GO): transmembrane transport
Cellular component (GO): membrane
Molecular function (GO): transmembrane transporter activity
Source: RefSeq, a predicted model, not a curated record
UGCCCCAGACUGUGUUAGGGCAGGACGUGCAGUGAAGGUCCUUGGUUCGUGCUGCGUGCAUGUACCGUUUUUUGACUUUAUAGAGGGUAUUGUUAGGGUAUCAGGGUGUUAAGAGGGUAUCAGGGUGUUGAGAGGGUAUCAGGGUCUUGUCAGGGUGUUAGUGGGCUGUCAGAGUGUCAUGGGGAACCAGCUUGAUGAUCUCCUGGCCCGCUUAGGGACUGGCAGGUGGUCCAUCCUUCACUGCGUGGCCAUGGCAUACAGUUCUCUCUUCCUGUCGCCACACACAUUCGGGGGCGUCUUUUUAGCUCCUCGUCUUGACUUUUCCUGCCUUCCUCCUAGUAACUCGACCCUAAUCCACUCGGCCCUGACCAACUCGACCCAAUCAUCCCUGCCAAACAUCUCUCAGCCCUUCGCGUUGCAGGGGAGUUGCCAGUAUGUUGUGGACACUCCGGGAGGCGAAGUGGAGGAGUGUGUGGAGUUUGUCUUCGAUAACUCCACUUUCUCCUCCACUGUGACGUCUGAGUUCAACCUGGCGUGUGAUAGGGCCUACCUGCAGACCUCCUUCCAGAGUCUGUACAUGCUGGGGGUAUUCUUCGGCGCUCCUAUCACUGGCUACCUGUCUGACAAGUACGGCAGGAAACGCGUGGUGGUGGUGUGUUCAGUGGUGUACCUCACGCUGGGUGUGGCCUCUGCCUGGCUGCCCCUCCUCUCCCUUAUCCUCGCCUCACGUUUUGUCAUGGGUUUCUUCCACUCCGCUGUCUCCUACGUCUCUUACGUUCUCAUGGUGGAGGUGGUGGAGCCCAAGAUGAGGAUAGUGGCAGCUUUCGGCGCCUUCAACGUGUGGGUGAUGGGUGUAGUGAUGUACGGCGGCCUGGGCUACUGGAUAAGGGACUGGAGGAUCCUACAGACUGUUAUGACGCUGCCCGGCUUCCUGGUGCUACCCAUGUUGUGGCUGGUGGAUGAGUCCCCGCGAUGGCUGAUCGUGAACGGGCGGCCACGGGAAGCCCUGCAGGUGCUGACGAAGGUGGCGUCCUGGCACGGCGUGGACCUUCCCCUGGAGGCUGAGAUGAAGACGCUGAUGCAGGAGCAGGCAUCAGGAGCACAGAAAACCUCAGAGAACUCGUCAGUGUGGCUCCGUCUCAAGAAAAUUUUCUCCGAGGUUCUGGUGCUUCUUAGAACGCCACGGCUAAGAAAACGCACCCUCUGUAUUUACCUCAAUUUCCUGAUGGUGGGGACCGUGUACUUCGGGUUGUCUCUGAGCGGGGCAAACAUCAGUGACGACCCUUUCCUGUACAUGGUGCUGAGUGGGCUGAUGGAGGUGCCAGCCUACACUCUGACCAUUCCCAUCGUGAGGAGGUUCGGGAGUAAGGUGCCUCUCUUCUCCUUCUUCCUCACUAGUGGCGUUGUUUUGCUCGCCCUUGCCUUCACGCCCUCAGUCUACAGAACUGCAAUCUUGACGCUGGCCAUGCUGGGAAAGGUGGCUAUCACAGGAGGCUUCCAAACCAUCACCUUCUUCGCCGGUGAACUCUUCCCGACGGAGGUGAGAAACCGAGGGAUCAGCACGUCCUACAUGAUGUCCAGAAUUGGAGCUAUGGUGUCUCCUUUCAUCACGGACCUGGUGGGCAGCGUUUAUCCGUGGGCGCCCUUCGUGGUAUUCGGUUCAGGUGCCUUGCUGGCAGGGGCGGGGACGCUGCUGCUGCAGGAGACUCGAGGCCAGAACCUGCCUGAGACUGUGGCGCAGCUGGAAGAGAGGCAGAUGGAGAGAUGAGUGACUGCUCUCUCUCUCUCUCUCUCUCUCUCUCUCUCUCUCUCUCUCUCUCUCUCUCUCUCUCUCUCUCUCUCUCUCUCUCUCUAUUGCAGCAUCUAUUUUAUUGUCUAUUAUUGAUUUAUUUUUCAUUUUUCAUCCUUUUUAUGAUUCCAUAAAAGUUAACUAAUAAAGCACAUAUUUUUUGUAAAAUUUAUCGUAUUGUGUCUUCAAAAAAAAAAAGAUUAAAUAAUAAAUAAACAAGCAGUUAAAAA